AUGGACACACGGCAUCGACAUGAUGCUCCGACAACACCGUCGGAAUGGCCGUCCUCCAGCCUCUCCUCAACGCCGACGCCUUCAUCGAAAAGCACUAUCCCACCUUCCAAGCAAGUCGUCCUCAACAUCGCCGCCUCGGGCGGAACACUAUCAAACACCGACAUGCCCUCUCGCCGCGAGAUAGCACCAUACGAGGCCUUCAUCUGCGAGAGACUGACGCGGGAAGUCAGCAAAUGUGAUGCCUUGGGGAGCAAUUCUGUGCAAAGUCCAGCAAGCUCGUCUACCCAGGCCUCACUCUCCGGCGUCUUGCAGGAGGCGGCCACGGCAAUACAGUACCAUGCCAAAUGGUUCGCGCCUGCUGCCCUUUCCAAUCUGCUGCAGACGGCGUUGAACGUUGCCAGCAGAUCGUCCUCGACGGCGGACUUGUAUGCAGCGUUGGAUCUCAUCGAUACGGUUUGCACCUAUUCUCUCCUCCCUUGUUUGGUGCCGGCGGUACGUUUCAUUGCGUAUGCAUACUACCAAGGCAGUCGAUCCAACAGACAUAAAAGGCUGAGCCAGCACGCUUGGGCUGUUGCACAACAUAUCCUGGAAUCGCACCUCGGGGGACAAUUUGCAGGCGCAUUGCUUCAAGUCAUCAGCGACCCUUAUGAUGGCAGAUCCAAGUACCACUUCGCUGCGAGCGUCGGAGCUUUGAUGAUGACCACCAACAAGCUGUUCGCAGACCAUGAAGCACAAGCCCAUAAUAUGCAACCAACGCAGCUCCUCAUCGGCCUUCGCGAAACAUCCAUUGCGAACAACGCUAUACUUCGAGAACAGGUCACUAUCUUGCUAGGCACAAUGCUCCAGGAUGAUGCCAUUACGGAUCAAGUCGAGGCGGACGCUGGUCUGGACAUUUGGCUGAAUCUGGUAGAGCGUUGCGUCGAACAACCGAGCGACAAGGAGGCGUUGGAGGUAUUGUUCACCGGACUACAAACCAGGGUGGCUAGGUUCGAAGCACGGCAUCAUCCAGCUCUAGCUCAACUUUUCGUCCAGGCCAGGAGGCCUCUGCCUAAGAACCUAUCUAGCCAACUGUUGGACCCGUGGCAGCGUGCAUUGCUCCUUGAAGAAGAGACCGUUUGGACUUCCGGCUACCGCAGCAUGCUUGGAAAGCUUUGCGAUUCUUCGCUCUACCUGGAAGAGCUCGACGCUUUCAUCACUACUAGCGUAUCCGCUUACUUCCAGACCGACAACUUUAUGGCAAGAAAAGAUUUUGUUUAUACUUUGGAGACUUUGAUAGUGGACCCCACGACUGCUGCUCCCGCUGUGGACAUUCUGGCAAGAGGUGUCGUACGAAUAUUUGCCCAUAAGACGCAGAAAGAGAAAUGGGAAGGACAGCGCAAUUGGCUCUUUCCCUUGCUUUGUGGCCUGGCGAAACAUAGUCUUGAAGCGACAAGGCUUCUGCUGAGAAUUCGUGCCGACGAGGCUGGCCAGGGAUAUCUCGAACCAGAGCGGACGAACGAGGAUGAAAUGGUGCUCGACAAACGACCGAAGCCUACCUCCAAUUUGUAUGGCUUCACAGCGCUAUCCCUCGAGGCUUGGGUCAGUGCAGUGGAAGGGAUGAUCUAUCAGGAACCGACUCGAUGGGACAUAUACAAUGCACUUCUGAAAGACCUGGCGCCGCAGAUUCGUAACCAUGCCCUGUGGCGGGACAGGUCCGAGCACAUCAUCGCACUGCGGCAGGCACUGUGCAAGUGCCUUGAUACCGACAUCUUUCUUGAGCCUCCAGCGCAAGCUGGCGUCAGCAAGUCAUACGUAAUCGGACAGCUUCUUCAGAUCUUGACAGCUACCAUCAGCUAUCAUCGUCAGAUACCCAGGAACGAUAUCAAAGCUGCGAUCAAGACCGUAAUCAACGUGGCUGGCUCGCGCGACCACACUGUCAGCAUCCAUUGCAUUCAUGCGCUGACAAUCUGCUGCUAUGAACUGCCUGAACUCAUGGCUGGCUACAUGGACGCGUUGAUCAACAAAAUGGCACGUAUGGUGACUCAAAGGAACUUGGCACUGUAUGUUCUGGAGUUCUUUGCUGGACUCUCCCGGUUCCGAGAUCUGCAAGACAGGUUGCGCCGGGAUGACUUCAAGCGCAUAUUUGGAGUCUGCCAUAGCUACCUUCAGUCAGUGCGAAGCACGUCAGUGCUCGAACGCAAGCGCACACCAACAAGUGAACAAAGUGCCGCUUUGAGCAGCAGUACCUCUAGCGAUGACAGUGUUCAAUACGUCUAUGCCCUGGCACAUCAUGUGAUCACUUUCUGGUAUAUGGCGCUCAAGCGCGAGGAUCGACAUGGACUUAAGGAGUACAUCACGAGCUGUUUGCGGUACACUGAUCUCGAAGGGCAUGAGCACAUCGAGGAUCAAGGACUGGUCACGAUCGAUCUUAUGGAUCGUGUCGAUGCGGAAGAGACCACAACCACUCCCGGUCAAAGCAUUUUCACGGAGAACGACGGCCGAAUCAUUACACGCCACCGUGUGACCGGAAUACUGUUGAUCACGACGGACACUGCUCUUAGGACGGGGAAGACACUCGUGACCAUUCGAAGACCCUCUGGCACGGCCGAGAGACUAAUACAGUCUCGCAAGCGCCAUGACAGUGUGGUACCCGCAGACCUCGAAGCUCGAUUUACCGCAUCGGUCACGGUCGAAAGUGAUGACCAAGACUAUAUUGCAGUCUUCCCUGAGGACGUUCUAGGACGAACAUAUGGCAAGGUAGCCAUUCCUCGACCAUCAUCGGCACUCGGAUCCCUGGAGAUCAUCACGCUGCCGGAAGAAGAUGCGGUCGACCGUGCCAUCAAGUCCUUCGAUCGAACAUCUGCACUGGACUCUCACAAAGCCGGCAUCAUCUUCGUGGGCGAAGAGCAGACUACAGAAGCCGAGAUCCUGCUGAACCAGUCAGGCACUCCAGACUAUCGCGAGUUCCUGGAAGAUAUGGGUUCUAUACGCAGUCUAAAAGGCGCGACCUGGAACGCGCAAGGACUGGAUCGCUCCCAAGAUGCCGUCGAUGGCGAGUUUACGAUUGUGUGGAACAACGAGGUGACCGAACUCGUUUAUCACAUAACGACAUAUAUGCCCCGUGACCCAGGCGGCGACGACCAAUUGACAAUUAUCAACAAGAAGCGACACAUUGGCAACGACUAUGUGAACAUUGUGUUCAACAACAGCGGCAAUGACUUCCGCUUCGAUACGUUUCCAUCUGCCUUCAACUACGUCUACAUCAUCAUCUCGCCUUCAGAGCGAACGAGCUUCCUACAAGCCCGAGAGAUAACGGCCUCGAAGGAAAAGAAAGAUCGCUUCUACAAUGUCCACUGCAUUACACGACCGGGGUACCCGAACCUCUCCUCGGCAGCUGAGGUGAAGGUCAUCUCCGGCGCAUCUUUAGGUGGCUAUAUUCGCAACCUGGCAUUGAACGCAUGCGUGUUCUCGGCGAUGUGGCAGGCAGGCGAUGACAUGGGCGAGUACCCUUCAUCCUGGCGCCAACGAUUGCAUAUGAUCAGAAGGCUCUACAAACAAUAUCAGCCCAAGUGGUAG
Molecule: messenger RNA, 3555 nt
Organism: Fulvia fulva
Lineage: Eukaryota; Fungi; Ascomycota; Dothideomycetes; Mycosphaerellales; Mycosphaerellaceae
Product: Tuberous sclerosis 2
Exons: 2
Coding region: 1-3555 (1184 amino acids)
Biological process (GO): positive regulation of GTPase activity; regulation of small GTPase mediated signal transduction; negative regulation of TOR signaling
Cellular component (GO): TSC1-TSC2 complex; nucleus; cytoplasm
Molecular function (GO): GTPase activator activity
Source: RefSeq, a predicted model, not a curated record